AUGGUCAAGUCUAGCUCCACUCCAUUGGCAAACCCAACGUCAUUCUCCCCCCCCCCCCCGCUUCUCUUUCUCUCCAAUUCAUACAUACAUCGAAGGAAGCCUAAAUAUGGAGGUGAAGAACAGGAAUGUGAGAGAGAAGCCAAGGAGACAGAGCACGAGGAGGAUACAAUACAGACAAUAGUGUUCACAGCAGGUACAGUUCUUCUAAUGGUGUGUCUAAAACGCUUUCAAGUUGAGCAGUGGCGUGCCUGGGUGUUUCUUAUCCUCAAUCUCAUCCUCUUAGCCAUUGUAUUCAUGUCCCUGCGCCCUCGAAGCUCAGCAAAUGAAGGCAUUGUUGAAGCAGUGAAGAAUGACAAGACAAGGAAGAAGAGGACAUGUGAAUUUUCUCAAGAAAUAGAAGAUGGAAAAGAUUGCUACAAAGAACAGUGUUGGACAAGGGAUUUUCAGAAUGAGAGAGAUGAGAAGGAGGAGGAGGAAGAGGCGGUGGUGGAGGAUGAGGUACCACGGCUGUCAAAGGAGGAACUGAAUGAGAGAGUGGAAGCUUUCAUUACCAUGUUUAGGCAGCAUUUAGUCUCCGACGCUAGACAAGCUGAAAAUUACAGGUUCCAGAAGAACUCCAACAUGACACCUAAAGGAUUGAAGUGUCUUGUUGUAGAAGCUUAAUCCCAAAGACAGCUACAAUUUUGUAUUCUUUUCUAACUUUAUGAAAAAAUGCCCUCCCUCACGUUUUA
Messenger RNA from Prosopis cineraria, 731 nucleotides. RefSeq lists its product as uncharacterized. Bases 1 to 663 code for a protein of 220 amino acids. Lineage: Eukaryota; Viridiplantae; Streptophyta; Magnoliopsida; Fabales; Fabaceae. The record is from RefSeq and is a predicted model, not a curated record. The transcript has a single exon.